GCCACACGAAUUUAUAAAGGCGCAGUCCAAGAGCCGUGACUUGCAAAACCGGAAAGUGUUCGGCAAACAUUUGCUGUUAUCAAGUGAUUUGAGACUUCUGCCGGCGGUUUAGACAACUUAAGAAGGACAAGAGCGUAUUUUAAAGAAACAUGGCCACCCGAGGCGCGCUUCGGCUGCGGACGGCGGCGGUAGGCGGCAUGUUGUCCCGAAGAAGUUUCCACCUUUCUGCGGCACCUUUGAAUUCCUGUCUUCUUGGUCCUCGUGAGCGUCAAAUUUCAUUGGUACAGAGAAUGUAUCUGAGCAGUGCGACACAAACGUCCCCAAAACCUGUCACUGAGAAAAAGGUAGAGAAGGUGACAGUCGUGUCAACACCAGCUCAGAAGGAUGAAAUUCAGAUGAAAGACGCCAGGGGGACAACAGUCCCCUUGGAUGUUUUGUCAUCGGUUCCUGACCACCAUCGCCCAGACCUUGCACACUUCAGAACGGGCCUGAGCAAGCCUGAUGAUCUGGAGAAGAAACACGUGAAAGACGACGGGACCAUGGGACAGUACUCACUACCACACCCGAUCUGGACAGAAGAAGAAGUGAACAAAGUGGUGAUCACUCACACCCCUCCACAAAGCUUUACAGACAAGUUGGCCUAUGGCAGUGUUAAGUUCAUGAGAUGGAACUUUGACCUUUUUUCGGGCUUCAAAUAUGGGAAGAGAACAGAAAGAAAAUGGCUUCAGCGCAUCAUCUUCCUGGAGACCGUGGCGGGCGUUCCCGGCAUGGUGGCCGCCAUGACACGGCACCUGCACUCGCUCAGGCGGCUGAAGAGAGACUACGGGUGGAUCCACACAUUGUUAGAGGAGGCAGAGAAUGAGAGAAUGCACCUGAUGACGGCUCUGCAGCUCAGAAACCCAUCUGCACUGUUCAGGUGGUGUGUCGUUUUUGCACAAGGCACCUUUGUGACCCUGUUCUCAGCAGCCUACCUGGUCAGCCCCCGGUUCUGUCAUCGCUUCGUGGGUUACCUCGAGGAGGAGGCUGUGAAGACUUACACCAAGUGUCUGGAGGACUUUGACAGCGGUCGCUUGCCCCUGUGGUCCGACAUGGAAGCCCCUCCACUGGCAAAGAGAUACUGGAGUCUGCCGCACGACGCGAUGAUGAGAGAUGUCAUCCUGGCCAUCCGUGCAGACGAAGCUCAUCACCGAUUGGUCAACCACACCUUGAGCGACCUUGACAAAGAUGACCCCAACCCUUUCCAGCCUGGAAAGUGAAAGAUGGCGGUAUCGCCUCAGUGACCUCUCCAAUCCCUGAUCUUGUCAAAAAUGUGCUUGUCUUUGAGAAGACCAACGUUUGUCAAGGAAACAUACUAUAGGUUAGGGAGAAAAAUCAAUUCUAAGCCUUAAACUGCCAGAGUUUCAGCCCAAUAAAAUGCACUAAGUACCUGGGUUUAAUCUGUGACCUCCGAAAAGAAACCCCUGAACAAGGCCGGCGCCCCUAACAUAUGUUUGUACACCAGAUAUAUCAGGGCUUGGCAGUUUGAGGGCUUAGGUGUUAACGUGACUUCUUUCUCUGUUUAGCACUCAGUAAAGUAUGGGAGUUGAACACACACCACCACCAGUGGACUUCCAGUGGCUUGUGUGGCCUAAGGGCUGCAGAAACAGAGAUAGGCACUGCCCCUAUGUACAGAAGGGUUUUAACAUAAGAGGUAGCAUUGCUAAAAUGGAGCUGAAGCUUGUCCAUCAGGCAACAAUACUCUGUGGUUCGAGUUGCACUUUGUAUGUUAAAUGCUAGAGGGUCUUUCUGCACUGCAUUAUGUUCUACUGCAGUACCGGGCUUAGAGUAAGGUGGCUCUUUUAAACUGUACACUGAGGUAUACUAUUUUCGUGGUAUUGAAAUCAUGUUGUACAUGUUAGGACAUCUAAUGACACUAUGUGUACUAACUUGUGACUGUAUAUUUUCAGAAGUAUAUACAUACAUGUAACGUUAUAAACGUCCUGUAAAGUUGUUGCUCACUGGUAAUACAAUAUGUAGUAUUUGUUGCACUGUUCUUUCACUGUUAGAUAUUCAAAGUAGGUGUUGCUGAACUGUCAGUGAAAACAAGAUGAUUUUAAUGGAUUCCUAGCCUGAGUUACACUAUUUCUUACUGCCAGGGGCUAAUAUGGGAUCUAGUGGUCCACUGAUAGAACGAUUCAGUCAGGCUACAUCCAGCUCUGCCGCUCUAGGAUUUUAUUGAAGAUCGCUACAAGAAAUUUGUUAAGUUAGUGAGGAUAGAAAGAGGUCUCGAAAUCUCCCAGUUUUAUGUAACCCAUGGUAGACUUGAAGAGCUUACCUAUGGCUUUAAUGUCAGUGAAAGUUUUGUCAAGGAAUCUCAUCACUACCUCCCAUAUUGGGAAACAGCUUUAACUUCAGUUGAUUUCUGUUACUGUACUUAUCUAUCCACUUUGUUACGGAUUGCAGUAACUUGUGAUACUGUUAUAAAGUGAAGUCUACCAAUAAAUGAUAAACAUGACUGAUGUAUUGAUUGGUGUUUAUGAACAUACUGGUUAUGGAAAAGAAUUCUCCUAUAUUCUACCAACCUGAUGAGUAAAUGAUGUAAUCAUUUUA
This is a messenger RNA of Branchiostoma floridae (Florida lancelet), 2589 nucleotides long. RefSeq names its product alternative oxidase, mitochondrial-like. The transcript is spliced from 10 exons. The record is from RefSeq and is a predicted model, not a curated record. Gene Ontology annotation, molecular function: alternative oxidase activity. Lineage: Eukaryota; Metazoa; Chordata; Leptocardii; Amphioxiformes; Branchiostomatidae. Gene Ontology annotation, biological process: alternative respiration. The coding region runs from base 150 to 1256 and encodes 368 amino acids. Gene Ontology annotation, cellular component: mitochondrion.